Messenger RNA from Xyrauchen texanus (razorback sucker), 4385 nucleotides. RefSeq names its product Rho GTPase activating protein 42a (gene arhgap42a). The transcript is spliced from 25 exons. Gene Ontology annotation, cellular component: cytoplasm. NCBI's taxonomy places the organism in Eukaryota, Metazoa, Chordata, Actinopteri, Cypriniformes, Catostomidae. Gene Ontology annotation, biological process: signal transduction. The record is from RefSeq and is a predicted model, not a curated record. Bases 197 to 2908 code for a protein of 903 amino acids. Gene Ontology annotation, molecular function: protein binding; GTPase activator activity.
UACAUUUGGUUACCCUCUCUACUGAACUCCUCCGUGAUUGAGCAGUGGAACGCAAUCCGGAAGUGGAGUUUCGGGACUCGUAAUCGUGGAAAGUUUAUACUAUUCAGUCAUCUACUUUUCCGAAGGAUUAAAGCUUUUCCGGGUGGCUGUGAUCGUCAGGUUUUGUUUCACUGUUUCAUUCAUCUGCCCUGAUACGAUGGGGCUCCCUGCGCUGGAAUUCAGCGAUUCCUUUCUGGACAGCCCCGACUUCAGAGAGCGACUCAAAUGCCAUGAAAUUGAGCUGGAUCGUACAAAUAAAUUCAUAAAGGAACUCAUCAAAGAUGGCAAUAUGCUUAUUAGUGCGCUUAAAAAUCUUUCUGCAGCUGUGCAAAAAUUUUCCCAGUCCCUUCAAGAUUUCCAGUUCGAGUGUAUUGGCGAUGCAGAGACUGAUGAUGAGAUUAACAUUGCCCAGUCAUUCAAGGAAUUCUCCCAGCUGUUGAACACAGUGGAGGAGGAAAGACGGCGACUUAUACAGAAUGCUGAUGACGUCUUGAUCACACCACUCGAGAAGUUUCGUAAAGAGCAGAUUGGAGCCGCCAAAGAAGGAAAGAAGAAAUUUGACAAGGAGACCGAAAAGUAUUACACCGUUUUGGAGAAGCACUUAAGCCUGUCUUCUAGAAAGAAAGAGUCCCUUUUACAGGAGGCAGACGCCCAGAUAAAUAAAGAAAGACAGGUCUUCUAUGACGCCUCUCUUGAAUAUGUUUUCAAAAUCCAAGAAGUGCAAGAGAGAAAAAAAUUUGAAUUUGUUGAGCCGCUCCUGGCGUUCCUCCAGGGAUUGUUCACCUUUUACCAUGAGGGUUACGAGCUGGCACACGAGUUAGAGCCAUACAAGCAACAACUGCAAUUCAACCUGCAGAAUACGAGGAAUAAUUUUGAGAGCACAAGACAGGAAGUGGAGAAUCUGAUGAGAAGGAUAAGGUCUGCUGAGCAGGACUUUAAAGCCCCAGGACAGUGGACCAUGGAAGGCUUCCUCUAUGUGCAGGAGAAGCGACCCCUGGGGUGCACAUGGAGUCGACACUACUGCACAUAUGAGAAGGGGACCAAAAUGUUUACAAUGAGCAACUUAGAGUUCAAGACUGGAGGCAAACAGAAUGGACUGAUCAUGAGUCCCCCCGAAAUGUUUAAGCUGAAGUCCUGCAUUCGACGAAGAACAGAUUCCAUAGACAAGCGAUUCUGCUUUGAUAUUGAGGUGGUGGAAAGAGGUAACCCCUGUGAAGGGCUUCUGCUCAGUUAUCUCCAAUGUUUCUUUAAAGACCAUCGACAUGGCAUUAUCACACUGCAGGCUCUCUCUGAAUCCAACAGACGACUGUGGAUGGAGGCCAUGGAUGGAAAAGAACCGAUUUACACCCUUCCAGCCCUUCUGAGCAAGAAAGAGGAAACAUUCCUAAAUGAAGCAGGCUUUAAUUUUGUAAGGAAGUGUAUAGAGCUUGUAGAAGCAAGAGGCAUUAACACAAUGGGGCUGUACAGAAUAGGCGGAGUCAAUUCUAAAGUACAACGACUUAUGACCUCAGUUUUUGCAGCCAAAGUUCCUACAGAUAUGGACCUUGACCCAGACACCUGGGAUAACAAGACCAUCACCAGUGGCCUAAAGAAUUACCUCAGGUGUCUCGCAGAACCUCUCAUGACCUAUAGAUUCCACAAAGACUUCAUCAUGGCAGUCAAGUCUGAUGAUCAGAACUACAGAGUCUGUGCUGUUCAUGCGCUCGUCCACAAGCUGCCAGACAAGAACAGAGAGAUGCUGGAUAUUCUAAUCAAACACCUGCAUUUGGUUUCCACACACAGCCAGAAGAAUCUGAUGACCGUGUCUAACCUUGGUGUGAUUUUUGGCCCCACACUCAUGCGGUCACAGGAAGAGACAGUGGCUGCCAUGAUGAACAUCAAGUUUCAAAAUAUUGUUGUGGAGAUUCUCAUAGAAAACUAUGACAAGAUAUUUCACCAAGCUCCAGACCCUAAUGUCCCUCUGCCCUUGCCACAGCCACAGUCUCACUCUCAGUCUCAUUCUCGUACCAGCGCUCGCCGUAGCAAAGCUAUCUGCCUCUCCACUAGAUCCCGCAAGUCCAGAGGCCUGUACCCUCCCACACUGUGUCUAGCUGAUGCCGACAGUGACGCAUUUAGUAGCAGUCCUAGCAGCACUCCAAUGGGCAGUAUGGAGUCUCUCUCCUCACACUCUUCAGAACAGAACAGCUGUUCCAAGACCAGCUCCCCCUCGCAUUUCAAACACAAGGCAUCAGGAGGUCUGUGCUGGACCACUCACUCUCCUUCCUCUAAUGGGCCCAAAAGCUCAGCAUGCACCAUCAGCCCUGACUCCAGCUCCAAAGAGGAUGCCACCAAGACAGAUGGAGAAUGGGAAGAGGCAUUGAGUACGAGCCCAGGGGAUCGAGGGUCUCCAGAGCUUCUCCAGAAGCGACUGGAGGUUCAUGGUGAUGAACAGCGCAGCCUGUCCUCCUGUUCUUCUCUCACAUCACUGCAUAUCUCUGAAGGUUUCAGGAGCUGUCACGGUUCCAUUCAGAGUCUUGUAUCACGCAGUCAGAGAAACAGUCUGAAGUCCCUGCAUCUGCCUGACCUUCCUCCUAAAGAGACUGUGAGAUACAGACUUGAUUCCGCAGCCAGUAAUGGCUACCAGAGACCUGGAUCUGUGGUGGCCUCCCGGGCAGCAAUCUUUGAGACCCAUGUGAUUUCCCAGCCCACUACUUUGGGAAGAGACGCAAAAGCCUUGUAUUCCUGUAAAGCAGAGCACAGUCAUGAGCUCAGCUUCCCUCAGGGGGCACUCUUCUCCAACGUGUAUCCCUCUGUUGAACCCGGUUGGCUACAAGCAACAUAUGAUGGCAAGACUGGACUCAUCCCAGAAAAUUAUGUGGGGUUCCUCUGAUGGGGUUGAAAAAGGCAAAGUCCAUGGUAUCCAUGGUGAUCAUUUCUGCAAAAAGGGACCAUUUAUGUACAUUUAUGCCAAACUGUAUGUAAUAGUUUUUUUGCAUACUUACAUUAUAACUACAUCAUUAACCAUUACAUACGAUAAUGUUUAUUCAGGAUGUAGAUAUUACAAUUGUCUUAAAAGUUUUAAUAGAUUAUUGUCUUCUUGGUACAUGCAGUUGACUGUAAUAGCACACACAUAUCUUUAUUUAUAUAGAGUCCAUAAUGCUUACGGGCUGUGAUAUUUUAAAACUGUAAUUCAAGAAAUGAGCUUGCUCAUAACUCUGAUCAGUGCUGCGUUACGGUUCUGAAGGGGACUAUAGAUAUGGGUUAUACAGAGGGAGAAGUACACCUGUACCAUAAGCAUACAAAAUAAUUUCUGUCUGUGAAGAGCAUAAAAGUAAAUGAAAACCAAAUGCUAACGGCACUCCUGCAGAAGGUUUUAUUGCUAAUGAAACACUUAUGUGAUUAUUAGUGGUGUGUUUUAUUUACUUUUAAGUGGUACCAAAAGAUCAUGUUUGGUAGAUGCAGGUCAUCUGUAAUUUAGUCACUGUGUGGUGCCAUUGAGCAAGGACCUUUUAUUUCAACAGUAGUAACAGUGUUAUUGAGGAAAUCAUUUUCAUCUGUGCAACUGGUAUAAAACAUGGUGUCUCUAGAUUCUUGUCAUUUCAAAUAAGGACCUUUCAGUGUUCUUAACAUUAUUUUAACAAAAUAUCUUCACUUCUUUAAUUAUACUGUAACACUAUAAAGUAAGUUUCCAUUCGUUAACAUUAGUUAAUUCAUUAUGUAUCAUGAACUAACAAUGAUCAACAUUUUUUACAGCAUUUAUUAAUCUUUGUUAAUGUUAGUUAAUAAAAAUGCAAUUGUUCAUUGAUAGAUCAUGUUAGUUAGAGUGCAUUACCUAAUGUUAACAUAUAAGACUUGUGAUUUUAAAAAUGCAUUAUCAUAUGUUUAAAUUAAUUUUGACUAAGAUUAAUAAAUGCUGUAGAAUUUUUGUUCAUUUUUAGUUCAUGUUAACUACAUUUGUUGAGUAAUGUUAACAAAUGGAAACUUACUGUAAAGUGUUACCAUUAUACUAAUAUACUUAGACGUUUUUGAGGCAUUUGAUAAAUCAAUGUUAUGUUAACAAAAAGUGUCCAUUAGAUAGUUUAGUUUCUACUGAAUAUAUUUGUGUAAGUGUAAUAUAGUGCAUUUUAAAUGAAGUACAAUCAAGAAAAGAGAAAAUGCAUCUGACAGUGUUAAAUUUUGUUGUUGAGUGUGUCUCGGAUACAAUUUGUAAUAUUUUGUGCUGGCAAAAAAUGUAGUUGUUCAUGUAAUGGUUCAGCUGUAUUUUAAUUUACACUGGUUUAGCAUUUCAGCAUUUUUAAAUGAAAAAUAUUAUAUGCAGAUUAUAAUAAUGGUAUUAACAUCAUGCACAAAGUAAUUUAAUGUUUAAA